AAUUGUUUACCCUCAUGAUCAGGUGAAUGUCUUGACCCGUGGAGAGUGUCUCCUGACCUCUUCAAAGAUAAGAACAUUAGACCUGGUAACUGUCCCCUGGUUAAAAGAAGAGCAUCUGCUAUUUCCAAGCUGAACCAGAAGCGCACAAAGGAACAGGAGGAGAGGCGGCAACUGAGACUUGCCAGAACUUACAAGAAUAAAGUUAACAAGUUAAAGAAAAUGGGUAUUAACCUCGACCUGGGACUACCAGAGAUCAUGCCACAGCCUGAUAGCACUGAAGUUACUGAAGAUAUGAUCGAAGAUAAAACAGAAGUCUGUGAAGAUAAGUUGCAACUUACAGAGGAGCAGGACGGGCUGAUAAAAAAUGUGCAGGAUGAAAUUGCAGCUGAGAUAAAGGGAAGACUUGUGGCAAAAAAAGCAAAAAAGAAAAAGGGUAAGAAAUCAGUUGGACAAGUUAGUAAGGAUGUGACCCAUGAAGAAUGUGUUGACGAGAAUCUUCCUUCAAGCCCAGUAGAUAAAGAUACAAUACCCACUCAGAUGAAGAUGUGUUCUACAAAGAAAAAUACUCUCUUGAAAACAAAAAUUGCUGUUAAAAAACACUUUCUCAGAGAAACAGUUCAGAUUCAGCUGUUGCAGUUGAAAAUUGUUCCUAAGAUAAGUUUUUCUACUGAUACAUCUGAGCAAAAUGAGGAGCAGACGAUUAAGGAAAAAUCUCCAAUGAGUGGAAGCUAA
Messenger RNA from Cherax quadricarinatus, 732 nucleotides. RefSeq names its product ion-translocating oxidoreductase complex subunit C-like. The record is from RefSeq and is a predicted model, not a curated record. NCBI's taxonomy places the organism in Eukaryota, Metazoa, Arthropoda, Malacostraca, Decapoda, Parastacidae.